Messenger RNA from Candida albicans SC5314, 1092 nucleotides. RefSeq names its product origin recognition complex subunit 6. Lineage: Eukaryota; Fungi; Ascomycota; Pichiomycetes; Serinales; Debaryomycetaceae. Gene Ontology annotation, biological process: DNA replication. Gene Ontology annotation, cellular component: nuclear origin of replication recognition complex. The transcript has a single exon. The coding region runs from base 1 to 1092 and encodes 363 amino acids. Gene Ontology annotation, molecular function: DNA binding. The record is from RefSeq and is a predicted model, not a curated record.
AUGUCCUCUUCUCAAGCACGAAAAGCUCUUCAAGAUGUAAUUCCCAAUUAUUUAGGUGAAUUUACACCCAAGCUACUAGAUUAUAUCAAUUCCUUAUAUCAACUUAGUUUAAGGAAACAAGCAAUACUACCAAAUAAAUCGGAAAUUGCACGUUUUCAUCUAUGUGCUGUUGUUAUUGUUGAAAAAUAUAAACAAUCUUUUGAAUUGCCGACUCCUGAUGUGUCAAGAAUACCAACACAACCUAAAGUAGCAGCAAAGUUACUAGACACUUUUCGUGAGUUGAUAGAACAAAUCUCCGCAGCCAGCACACCUGUAUCAAGUCCCAAAAAGGUGAAACCACCAUCCCAAAGUCCACUGACACCAACAAAGAGUCGAACAAGCAAAGAGAAUUUGAAAUCAGGAUCCCCUUUAAAACGUCUUCGAGCAGAAAUGUUGCAAGAAGACCAGGUCAAUGGUAACUCCCCCGAUGGCCAACUUAAGGAUGUAGACUCUCCCUUUAACCCAAAGAAAAGAAAAGAAUCCAAGGCAGGCACCCCAACACAUAAAGUUUAUAAAUACGAUAAGAAACACGUUCUGAUAGCAGAUUUUAUAGCAUUCUGCAACACUUUCCUUAUACCAGGUGAUAUCACCGCCAAGAUGGUGGGCACAUUUUUAACGCAUCAACACAAGUUUCUUAAAAAAAGUGAUUGGUCAUUGGCCUGUGGUAUGGUUUAUGCGGCAUACAUUCGGAUAAAUAACAGAUUACUUGCACAACUGGUUGGCACCAAGUCAGAGUUCACGAAACAAUUGUUACAAUACCAGAAGGGAGGUUUACUGCUAGGGGCCAUGCAAUCUUGGUGUGGUAUAAUCGAAGAAUGGAUUCAAGAUGAACCAUGGAUUCAAGAGAUAGAAAAGACUUACGCUUAUGGUAGCAAAACAGCUGAAGAAACCAGAAAUUCUUUUGAAAGAAAAGCGAAAAUAGGUGAAGGCUGGGACCUAAUGGAACAGUUUGGGGCUAUGAUUCAUGGCGAGACAAUUUCGUUAUCAAGUCACCAAGAAGAGUAUUACAAAAACUGGCGUAAAGAGGCUUUAGAGAAAUGUGACCAACUAUAA